Molecule: messenger RNA, 6363 nt
Organism: Knipowitschia caucasica
Lineage: Eukaryota; Metazoa; Chordata; Actinopteri; Gobiiformes; Gobiidae
Source: the annotation of a GenBank genome assembly
AUGGCCAGCGCAGAGACAGCAGAGGACGACAGGACCCCCACGGGCGCUAUGGCUCUGAACCCCGGCGUGCCCAUCAGGGGGAUACGGAUGAAGUUCGCGGUGCUGGCUGGACUGGUGGAAGUGAAAGAAGUGUCCAACCGAGACAUCGUGGAGACUGUGUUCAACCUGUUGGUAGGUGGCCAGUUCGACCUGGAGAUGAACUUCAUAAUUCAGGAGCCGGAGAGUAUUGUGUGCACGGUGGAGCUACUGGACCAGUGCGAACCCACGUGUCAGGCUGAGAUCUGGAGCAUCUUCACCGCCAUCCUCAAAAAGAGUGUCCGCAACCUGCAGGCCUGCACCCAAGUGGGGCUCAUCCAACUAGUGCUGGACCGAAUCGCCACCACCGACAGCAUGAUUGCAGACCUGUUGGUGGACAUGUUGGGAGUCCUGGCCAGCUAUAGCAUCACAGUGAAGGAAUUAAAGCUCUUCUUCAGCAAGUUACAAGGAGAAAAGGGCCAGUGGCCUCGCCACGCCGUGAAGCUCUUGUCAGUGCUUAAGUACAUGGCCCACAGAAACGGUCCAGACUCCUUCUUCAGCUUUCCUGGAAAAAAUGCUGCUGCUAUAGCGCUGCCUCCUAUUGCAAAAUGGCCAUAUCAGAAUGGUUUUACAUUCCACACCUGGCUCCGCAUGGAUCCCCUCAACAACAUUAAUGUUGAUAAAGAUAAGCCUUAUCUGUACUGCUUUCGCACUAGUAAAGGCCUAGGUUACUCUGCACAUUUUGUUGGCGGGUGUUUGAUAGUGACCUCCCUGAAAUCAAAGGGCAAAGGAUUCCAGCACUGUGUCAAGUACGACUUCAAACCACAGAAGUGGUACAUGGUGUCUCUAGUGCAUGUGUACAAUCGCUGGAAGAGCUGUGAAAUUAGCUGCUAUGUAAAUGGGGAACUUGCCUCCUUUGGGGACAUCUCCUGGUUUGUCAGUACAAAUGAUACGUUUGAUAAGUGUUUCCUCGGCUCGGCGGAGACGGCAGAUGUCAACCGUGUCUUUUGUGGACAGAUGGGGGCCGUUUACCUGUUUUCUGAAGCGCUCAGUGCAGCUCACAUCUUAGCCAUUUAUCAACUUGGUCCUGGUUAUCAGGGCACGUUCAGGCACAAAGCAGAGAGUGACUUGCUGUUUGCUGAUCACCAUAAAACCCUUCUCUACGAUGGCAGACUGUCCUCAUGCAUCGCAUUCAGCUACAACCCGCGAGCCACCGAUGCUCAGCUCUGUCUGGAAUCAUCACCCAAAGAGAACGCCUCCAUCUUUGUCCACUCGCCUCAUGCGCUGAUGUUGCAGGAUGUGAAGGCCGUGGUGACUCACUCAGUCCAGAGUGGGAUUCACUCCAUCGGGGGUGUGCAGGUCCUCUUCCCUCUGUUUGCACAGCUGGAUUAUCGUCAGCCCACCAGCAAUGAGCUGGACACCACCGUCUGCUGCACUCUGCUGUCCUUUGUCAUGGAGCUGUUGAAGAACUCUGUGGCCAUGCAGGAGCAGGUGCUGGCCUGUAAGGGCUUCCUGGUGAUCGGCUACACGCUCGAGAAGUCCUCCAAACUCCAUGUGACGCGGCCCGUCCUGGACAUCGUCUUGGCCUUUUCCCGAUACCUCAGCAACUUACCCAACGGCAUCCUGCUGCUCAAACAGCUGUGCGACCACAUUAUGUUCAACCCGGCCAUCUGGAUCCAUGCCCCCUCCAAGGUGCAGCUGACCCUGUUCACAUACCUGGCCACGGAGUUUGUCAGCACGGUGACCAUCUACAACGCCAUCCGCAGGGUGGGCACUGUGCUCCAGGUGAUGCACACGCUCAAGUACUACUACUGGGUCAUCAACCCGCAGGACCGCAGUGGGGUCGUGCCCAAGGGGACAGAUGGUCCAAGGCCGAACGAGAGGGACAUCUUUCAUUUGAGAACUUUUCUCCUGCUGUUUGUAAAGCAACUCAUUAUGAAAGAUCAUGGCGUGAAGGAAGACGAGCUCCAGAGCAUCCUGAACUACCUCCUAACCCUGCAUGAGGAUGACAACCUCAUGGACGUGCUGCAGUUGUUGGUGGCUUUAAUGUCUGAAAGUCCUGCAUCGAUGGCUCAGGCUUUUGAUCAGCGAAACGGCAUUCGGGUCAUCUAUAAACUUCUGGCUUCAAAAAGUGAGCCAAUCAGAGUGCAGACUCUAAAAGUACUGGGCUACUUUCUGAAACACUUGCCACCAAAGAGGAAAGCUGAAGUUAUGCUGAGUCACGGCCUUUUCUCGCUGCUCACCGAACGACUGAUGCUCCACUCAAAGCAGAUCUCCAUGACGACCUACAAUGUUCUUUUUGAGAUCCUCACGGAGCAGAUCUGCACUCAAGUGGUCUAUAAACAGCAUCCGGACCCCGACUCGGCCGUGAAGAUCCUCAACCCUCAGAUUCUGAAGGUAAUAGCUGCUCUGCUGAAGAACGCUGCCCCCUCCCCGGAGACCAUGGAAGUGCGCCGGGUCUUCCUGUCAGACAUGAUCAAACUGUUCAAUAACAGCCGAGAGAACCGCAGGGGUCUGCUGCAGUGCUCCGUGUGGCAGGAGUGGAUGCUCUCUCUGGGCUUCAUCAAUCCGCGCACCACCGAGGAGCAGAAGAUCACAGAGAUGGUCUACGCCAUCUUCAGGAUCCUGCUCUACCACGCCAUCAAGUACGAGUGGGGCGGCUGGAGGGUCUGGGUGGACACGCUGUCCAUCACGCACUCUAAGGUGGCCUUCGAGCAACACAAGGAGAAUCUGGCUCGCAUGUUCCAGCAGUACCAGCACCAAGAGUCCUCAUCCACCGUCCGCUCCAUAUAUCUGGCAAGCCAAAUAUCCGAGACCACUGACUACGUCAACGGCCCUUCAGAAGAAACCGCUCCCUCUACUGUCAUUGAACUAACUGUGGAUGAAAACUCUCAAAAGCCAGCAGAUUCUUCUUCUUUCGAAACCCCCCGCGAAGGAGCAGAACAACGGAUGCAAACUUCUAUAACCGUGUCCAACAUUUUAGCCAGAGACGAAGAGGUCCAGGUAGGAGAAGGCUCGGAAGUCACACCCAGCGUUGAGGCGCAAUCCGAGAUUGACAAGGAAACAUCCGUUCCGGACAACGCUAUAAUCGAGGAGGAACAAUUAGAAACAGGGAAUGGCGAGUCGUCGAUUUCCAUGACUGACGAGUCUUUGAACGAAGGAGAAUCCACAACAAUUGUAACUUCAGAACAGCAGAACUCUAUCGAGCAGCCAUCUCACAAGUCUGAAGAAGCUACCGGCAAUGAGGCCCUGAGAGGAGCAUCGGUUUUCAACGAGGACUUGGUCGACACGUCUUCCCUCAGCGAUCAAGUGCACGGCAGCGAUGCAGAGGAAAGCUACAAAGAGUCCGGCGUUGUGACAGAUGCGGACGGAAAAGAUGAAGAAGUUGAGGAAGAGGAGAAGAAAGUUGAAGCGGAUAAGGAAGUAGCUGUAGAAGAGAAGGAGGUGUCCGAUACGGAAAGUCAAAAGUUGGAUUCCCCGCAAGAAGAUGCUUUAGAAACACCCAAAGAACAACCCCACGCUGAGACGUCCUCUGCCGAGCCCACAGAUGAAGAGCAGCCGUCUACCAGCACCGCAGCGCCAUCCGCAGGACAGGAGGACAGUGUAGAGCAAGCUCAAGCUACAGAGGCCCGCAAACCCACAGAGGAAGACGCAUCCUCCAAAGCGUCCCAAGACAGCCUUCCCAUUUCCAGCCCUGGUAAAAAGGAGAGCGUCGACUCCACCAGCAAGACCAAAGAGAUUAAAAUAGCCAGACUAGAUGUUUCCAAUGUGGCCUUAGACACAGAGCGACUGGAGCUGAAGGAGACCUCAACAUCUAACACAAAUCCGAGCUUGCAGGCAUCAUCAGCUGCAGCCUCCUCUGAGCAGCCCAGAGACGGUGCUGCAUCAGCCCCUCGCUCCACCAUGUUCCGCAUCCCAGAUUUCCGCUGGUCCCACAUGCACCAGCGCCUCCUCACAGACCUGCUCUUCUCCAUUGAGACUGAUGUCCAGAUGUGGAGAAGUCAUUCCACAAAGACCAUUCUGGAUUUUGUGAACAGCAGUGAGAACGUGGUGUUUGUGCACAACAGCAUACACCUCAUUUCCCAGGUGGUGGACAACCUCAUCAUGGCCUGUGGCGGCAUUCUACCUCUGCUCUCUGCCGCUACCUCCUCCUCUCAUGAGUUGGAGAACGUUGAGCCAUCUCAAGGCCUGGCGUUGGAGGCUUCCGUCACCUACCUCCAGCGCCUCAUCAAUCUUGCGGAUGUCCUGGUCUUUGCUAGCUCUCUGAACUUCACAGAGAUUGAAGCUGAGAAGAACAUGUCCUCUGGGGGCAUCCUCCGACAGUGCCUGCGACUUGUUUGUGCUAUGGCAGUACGAAAUUGUUUAGAAUGUCAACAAGCCAACAUAAAGCAGAACAAGGAGGCGGCAGCUCGCUCUGCUACUGUUCUAGGAUCCUCCAAGUCGGCCACUGCACAGAGUCCGGUGGAUGCUGUGACAGGUGGAAUGUCGCCCAUCAGAGACCUGGACAGGCUGCUGCAGGACAUGGACAUCAACCGCCUGCGAGCUGUGGUCUUCAGAGAUAUUGAGGACAGUAAGCAGGCCCAGUUUUUGGCUCUGGCUGUGGUCUACUUCAUCUCUGUGCUGAUGGUGUCAAAGUACCGCGACAUCCUGGAGCCCCACAAUGACAAGCAGGGCCCUCAGAGGUCCCAGUCUACAAGGAGCACAGACAGUGGCGCAGUGGCGGGCGCAGCAGAAGUAGAAAACGGCAUGUCUCUGCGAAGAUACGACUCUGGUUUGGGCGAUGACCACACCUCCACUGCGACCGGUGACACAGACCUGUCCUCCUCCGCAGCCCACGGCCCGGAUGCCAUCUCCGAGGCCCUGUCCACCCUGUCCUCGGAGGUCAAAGCCCCCGCAGCCACCGACGCCAAGGGGAAGAACGUGAAGGACAUCCUGCGCAGCCUGGUGAGCGCCCCCACUGACGACCUGGCAGUGGACCCCAGUCUGCUGCCCCCGGCCUUCUUAGGAGUGGGAGACAUGGCCCGGGACCCGACGCAGUUCCGGUCCUUCGACAGAAGCGUUGUUGUUGCCCCAAAGAAGCCGGGAGUGACCCCGGCCCCGGCCCCUGGCCCAGCUCCUGCCCCGGCUCCUGCCCUGGCCCCUGCCCCAUCCGCUCCUGUUCCAGCAGCUAGCGCAAUCUCAGCGUCUGGGGGGACACCUCUGGAGAGCGUAUCUGUGGUAUCUGCGACUGAAGCCUCCCAGAGCACGUCCACAGACCCUGCAGGAGCAGGCCAGGUUCCAGCCAGCGCGAGCCUGCCAUCUGUCCCCCCACUCUCCCCCGUGACCCAGAACACAACCCCCAGUAUGAGUAUAUCAGAGCGUCUGGAGAAUGCGCUGGAGAAAGCCGCUCCUUUGCUGAGGGAGAUAUUUGUGGACUUUGCGCCUUUCUUGUCCCGGACUUUGCUUGGAAGUCAUGGGCAGGAGCUGCUCAUUGAAGGCACAAGCCUGGUGUGCAUGAAGUCCAGCAGCUCGGUGGUAGAACUGGUCAUGCUUCUGUGUUCUCAGGAAUGGCAGAACUCUAUACAGAAGAACGCAGGUCUGGCGUUCAUCGAGCUGGUCAACGAAGGCAGGCUGUUAAGUCACACCAUGAAGGAUCACCUUGUCCGAGUGGCUAAUGAAGCCGAAUUCAUCCUCAGCCGACAGAGAGCAGAGGAAAUCCACAAACAUGCAGAGUUUGAGUCCUUCUGCGCUCAGUACGCCGCAGAGAAGCGAGACGAGGAGAAGAUGUGCGACAACCUCAUCCGCGCCGCAAAGUACCGCGACCACGUGACCGCCACGCAGCUCAUCCAGAAGAUUGUCAACAUCCUCACCGACAAACACGGGGCCUGGGGCAACUCGGCAAAGAGCCGGCCGAGGGAGUUCUGGCGCCUGGACUACUGGGAGGACGAUUUAAGGCGGAGACGUCGCUUUGCCAGGAACCCGCUCGGAUCCACGCACUCCGAGGCCACUCUGAGAGCCGCCACAGAGCACGCAUCGGAGGAAGAUAUUCUGAAAAGUCAGCAGUCCAUCCGUAGCCAGGCCCUGGGGAACCAGAACUCUGAGAGUGAAUCUCUGCUGGACGGAGACGAGGACACUCUGUCCUCUCUAGAAGAUAAGGAGCUGGACACUGUCACAGGCCCCGUAAGCCUGAGCACCAGCGCUCAUCUGGUGGCCCCCGCAGUGGUGGUCAAAGGCACUCUAUCCGUGACCGCCUCCGAGCUCUUCUUCGAAGUUGACGACGAGGAGCCCGGCUUCAAGGCCCUGGACCCCAAGGUGAGUGUCUCUGGGCGCCUGUCCACUGUCCACUGCCCAUAUUGUAUUGCUGCUUGA